Molecule: messenger RNA, 886 nt
Organism: Racocetra fulgida
Lineage: Eukaryota; Fungi; Glomeromycota; Glomeromycetes; Diversisporales; Gigasporaceae
Source: the annotation of a GenBank genome assembly
AUGGUGAUCAACCAUCUUGAAAAGCUGUUUGUUACUAACGAUGCUGCCACAAUUAUUCGCGAAUUAGAAGUCGUUCAUCCAGCAGCAAAAUUAUUGGUAAUGGCGAGUCAGCAGCAAGAGCAAGAGCUACUACAAAAAGCUGAAUACUUAUUACGCAUGGGGCUUCAUCCAAGUGAAAUUGUGCAAGGUUAUGAACUUGCAAGGGACAAAGCAUUGGAAAUUUUGGAAGAUCAGAAAUCAAAAACGGAUCUUUUAAAAGCUGUCAAGACGGCCAUUGCUUCUAAACAAUAUGGAAAUGAAGAUUUACUUUCUGAUUUAGUUAUUGAUGCUGCGCUUUUAAUUAUGCCAAAAAAUCCUGCAAAUUUCAAUGUGGACAAUAUUCGUGUGGUUAAAAUAAUGGGUAGUAGUAUUUAUGAAAGUAAGGUGGUUAAUGGUAUGGUAUUUGGUCGUGAACCUGAGGGUGUUGUUCAUAAGGCGCAUAAGGCCAAAAUUGGAAUUUUUACUUGUUCUUUGGACAUUACACAAACUGAAACAAAAGGGACUGUUUUGAUUCACAGUGCACAAGAAAUGUUAAAUUUUACUAAAGGCGAAGAACAACAGAUGGAAAAGGCAAUCUUAAAUAUUUAUUAUUAUAAUUUCACUGAUGCUGGAAUAAAUGUCGUUGUCACUGGUUCUGGUGUAGGUGAAUUGGCCUUACAUUAUUUGAACCGGCUCAAUAUAAUGGUUGUAAAAGUUUUAUCAAAGUUUGAUUUACGUCGGUUGUGCCGAGUUGUUGGUGCUUCACCAUUGGCUAGAUUAGGCCCUCCUACUCCUGAAGAAAUGGGAUUCUGUGAUAUUGUCGAAACCGUUGAAAUAGGCGGUGAUAGAGUUACAGUUUUUAGACAAG